Saprolegnia diclina VS20 is the source of this 1153-nucleotide messenger RNA. RefSeq lists its product as hypothetical. The coding region runs from base 59 to 1132 and encodes 357 amino acids. The transcript is spliced from 3 exons. The record is from RefSeq and is a predicted model, not a curated record. Lineage: Eukaryota; Oomycota; Saprolegniomycetes; Saprolegniales; Saprolegniaceae.
GUGACUGGUAGAGAGAGCCGGAUCAGUUGGCAUUACUCCGGAGUAUUCAAGUGUGGCCAUGCCGCGACAGGGCAAGAUCGCGGGGCUUCUCAACCCGGACGCCGCGGCCUCGGACCGCAAGCUGCGCCACGAGCGCGCCAAGCAGCGCUACGACGACGAGGUUGCAUCCCUCCGCGCCAAGCUGGCCGAGCUCACAGAGCAGCUCGAGGCGCUGACAACGGCGCGCGCUGGCCCGCGCAAGUCGCAGUCGGUCUGGGAAGGCUUUGCGCGGCGCCAAGUCAUCGAGCACCAAGAAGCGCUGCGCGAAAACACAAAGCUCAAGCACCAGAUCGAGUUGCACAUGGAGCUGCUCCAGCGCCUCCAAGGCGUCCUCGCGCAGGACCGGCACGACCUCCUCCAGCUGCCGUCGUUGGACCCGAGCGCUGUCGUGAGCCUCAGUUUAGACCCGAGCGCGCGCCGCGCCACAGUCCACGCGGUCUUGGACCAGCAGUUUGCGCAGCUGCCGGCGACGUACCAAAAGCACGGGCUGACGUCGUCCCUCGACACGUGGAAGCAGAUCGUCGUGCGCCAGGGCCGCCACGAGAUCGCACUCGAGAUCUCGUACAACCUCCUCGUGCAUGCCUCACCCAGCGCCGUCGGCGACGCGCUCUGCGAAAUCUUUGCGCCGGCCCAGCGCCGCGUCGUCAGCAACGGCUCCGCGCAGUUGCUCGAGUCGUUUGACGCGACUACGCACUUGCUUGAGCGCGUGUACGCGGUGCCAGGGCAGCGCGCAAUCAACACACACCUUGCGACCAAGAGCUAUCGGAGUGUCGACGGAGGCCACGCCUUUGUGCAGCAAGCGAUUGGCCACGACGCCCUCUUCCCGCUGCCACCCGACACGGUCAUCGUCCGCGACGUCAUCUUUACAACAGUCGAGCGCUGCGAAGGCGGCGACGCCCGCUGGAAGUCGUUCCGACACGUGCACAUCCCGCUCGAUGCGAAUGCGGGUGGCGACCUUGUCGAGAAGCUCCUCUCGUGCUACGGCGACUCGAUCGAGGUGUUGACGAAAGCGCUGCACCGAGUGCUGCGGUCGCCGCGCGACCUCGUCGAGUCCCAAGGCGACUUAAUCACCUUCAACCAUAAUUAUCAAUGAUGAUCACCUCAUCGCGCUGGA